Molecule: messenger RNA, 1536 nt
Organism: Phytomonas sp. Hart1
Lineage: Eukaryota; Euglenozoa; Kinetoplastea; Trypanosomatida; Trypanosomatidae
Source: the annotation of a GenBank genome assembly
AUGAAUAACAAGUCCUCUUCUUCUAUUGUUUCAGAUUGGGAGAGCUUGAAAGAGCGCGGUAACCAAGCUUUUAAGAAUAAUUUGUUCAAGGAUGCUGUGGAAAUUUAUGGUAGGGCCAUUGAGGCAAAAGCUGACGAACCGGUACUGUAUUCUAACCGCAGUGCUGCAUUUUUGAAACAGUUGGAAUUUAAGAAAGCUGCUGAGGAUGCCAAGAUGGCGGUGAAUUUGGACAAAACUUUUGUCAAGGCGUACUCUCGCUUACAUAGUGCACUCUGCAAUUUAGGUGACUUUAGGAAAGCUACCGAGGAAAUGGCAAAUGGUAUUGUCGAAAUUAAUGCGAAUCCUAGUUGUGCGAAAACAUCAGAGGAUCUAAAGCUUCUAAAAGAGUUACAUAAUAGUGCAGAGAAAGCCCAUACAGAUUUCAAAAGGGCUGAGCAAUUAGUAGCAAGUGGUGACCACGAAGGCGCCAGCCGUAUUAUAUCGGAUGUCCUGCGUCAGUUUCCUACUUGCGCUCCUGUGGCGUUUCUUUCUGCUGAAUGUACGGUUUCUAGAGAUCCAGAGGGCACGAGCAGGGUAUUGGUCCUGCUUGCCGAUCAAUACAGUGAUGACCCGUACUACUUAUAUCUCCGUGCUUUAAUGUUAUAUUAUCGAGGCGACAGCAGCUUUGCUGUUGCGCAAGAAUUACUCAAGCAAGCCCUGGGGUUGGACCCUGAUAAUAACAAGUUUUCCGUUCUCCUUAGGAAUAUUCGAAAUAUUGAGAAGCACAAAGAGGAAGGGAAUAAAUUUUUUAGACAAAAACGCUCUAGGGAGGCUAUUGAAGAGUAUACAGUUGCUAUUCAGACUGACGCGACGAACACUCGUGUUAACGCUAUCAUCCGGGGCAAUCGUGCAGCUGCACGUAUGGAUGUUAAUGAUUUUCAGGGUGCCUUACUUGAUUGUGAUUAUGCGAUUAAGAACGGUGUAGAAAGCGCAAAACUUUACGCUCGCCGAAGCCGUGUCCAGGAACAUCUGGAUAUGUUCGAUGACUCCCUUCGCGACAUGCAAUGCGCGGCAAAUAAGGAUAGAAAUUUUGAAGCAGAAUUGCAGCAGUUGAAGGGGCGCAUCAAACAAGCCAAACGCAAGAAUUACUACAAGAUUCUAGAUCUUUCUCCGAAUGAAUCGGACAACAGUACCAUCAAGAGGGCGUAUAAGAAAGCUUGCCUCCAAUGGCAUCCCGAUAAAUGGGCUCACGCCAGUGAAACGGAGAAGGAUCAUGCUGAGAAAAAAUUCAAGGAUAUCGGUGAGGCAUUUGGUGUUUUAUCCGAUCCUGCCAAAAAGCGUCUCUACGACUCUGGCCAGAUGGAUAACGAUGUCGAUGGGGCGUAUCAAACCUCGGCUAGCUUUGCGCCUGGAAACGAAGAAAUUAUUAACCUAAUGAACGUGAUGUUUGGUGGUGCCAGGAUGAGUGGAUUUUCCAAUGGAGGCUUCCAAAAAGCUACUUAUGGACGUGGAGGUAGACGACAAGGGUAUACUAGAGGUGGUUAUACCUAUUCAUAA